CUCAGAGCCAGCAGGACGUUUCACAUCAGACAAACACGAAUCUUUUAGGAGUUUUAUCUUCUGCCUGGAUAGGUACUAUUGAUUCGUUCGACACCGACAAUCGACUCAGCUAGACUUUUUCAGCGUUAGACGUACUAGAAAGAAGUACACUAUGGUAGAUGACACGCCAAGCGCCGCGGAGCUCGAGGUGGGCAGCCGUCUCUAUGUGGGGGGAAACCUGGCGACCAUCCGCUGGGGACCCGAAGUCUUGCCCGGGCAGGGAGAGGACCGGUGGUUCGGGGUGGAGUACGACGAAGUGGGCAAGGGGAAGCAUGAUGGCACGCACAACGGCAUUCGGCGAUUCACUUGUCCAGAGAAGACGGGUAGUUUCGUGAAGGUACAGAAGGUUUCGCCGCCACUGUCUUUUGGCGAAGCCUUGCAAUCCAAGUACUCCGACGAAGAGGUUCCCCUGGAGUUUCACGACCACGCGAAAGCUCGGUCCCGGUCCGUCGAGUUUGUCGGACGCGCAGAAGUGGUUGCGCGCAUGCAGAACUUUCAGUCCCUGUGCGAAAUCAAUCUUUCCAGCUGCCUCAUUGGGGACAGCCGCAAUUGCUUGCAGCGCAGUUGUACUAGUAGUGCUGCGAUCGGGUCUGCAUCUUCAGACCCAGCUCGGGGAGGUUUUGCUUUCCCAAACCUGCAGCGUCUCUCCCUUGACCACAAUUUGAUUACUAGCUGGUCCACGUUGGCCGACAUUUGGACGGGCUGCCCGCAGCUGGCGUUUUUGAGUGUUACCGGGAACCGUCUCGCACGACCCACCAUCGCGAAGGCGUCAACACCGGGUCCUACGGCAAACCCCUCGUCAAACCCGGACACGAGCGACGGUUCCGGUAUAGCGGCCUUCGAUGAAAGUAGGACACCCCUACCCCCCUGUCCGAGCCUGCGCGCGCUCGUGCUGAACGAAACGGGCGUUGGUUGGGACGCCAUGCCUACGCACCUGUUUUCGGAGCUGGAGGAGCUCCACGUCCGCGCGAACGGCUGGGAGAGGCUGGCGGAGGAUCUUCCCGAGAGGCUGCCCUGUCUCGCGCACGUGCAGCUGGAAGACAACUGCUUGCAGAGCUGGGACCAGACGCUCGAGGUUCUGCAGCGGCUGCCGCGUCUGCGCAGCGUGAACGUGUCCGGAAACCAGCUCACAGACGAGACGCUGCGGUUGGGGGCGGCGCUCCCGCCAACCGUCACCAGUGUCUCGUGCAGCAACAACCUGAUUCGAGACUGGAAGACCAUCGCGUGGUUGAUCUCGCACACCGGCCUGAGGCAAUUGGUGGUAUCCGAUAACCCCAUCGGGCACGCGCAGGCCCUGCGCCAGAUCGUGCUCGCCCUCAUGCCGUCCCUGAAUCGCUUGAACGCGUCGGAGAUCACAUCCCGAGAGCGCGUGAACGCCGAACGCAUGUUCCUCUCCUUGUGGGCGAACGGGUCGAUUUCCGAAAUCUUAGAGGCCGUGGAUCCCGCGCAACUCCAUCGCAAGCGGUUGGAAGCCGUGCACGGAGAGGGCUUUGUCUAUCAGAAAACAGCGGAAAACACGGUACGAAUGCAAAAAGUUGUGCGGACCUGUAUAAAUUUUUUUUUCGUACAAUCACGCAAUUUUGUUCCACUUUGAGAGCGGGACAGACGAGUACGCCCGUCAUUUCUUGAUGACGCUGCGCAUGAACUCAGUCGAUAUUUGUCAAAACUCUCAGGGUGGCAGUGCGUUCGGAGCCAAUUUGAUGGAGUUGACGCUGCAGCCCGCCGGGGGUUCGAUACUGCAUCUGCCACCGCUCCGCAAGAAGAUCCCCGGCACAAUCAGCAUCGCCGAGCUGAAAACUUUCUGUCACAAUUGCUUUCAGCGGCUGCUUCCCGUGAAGGAGAUGCGACUGGCUGUAGUGAACCCCGGGGACCCGAUAGCCCUUCCGUUUGCGGAGGACGACGACGCGCGCGAGGUGUGCUUCUAUGUUCAGACGGGUGCAACCAUUCAAGUUUUGGACCAGGAGGAUGGUUCCGCAUCCACAGGCUGACUGCUGCGAGAUGCGAUAAAUACUAUACUACGUAUCGGAUGCAAGAAAUUCGUCUUCAGAGACUCUACUUCCACGUUUCGCUUUUCCUGUUGCUAUGUCCACUUUCGUCAACAUACACCGCCAGCAAUUGGCCUUCCGCCUGGCCGCUGCAACUGAAACGCCCCGGUGUCCUGCCAUGUUAGAUGUACUUCCACAUGUUCAAAACGAUUUACCUGUCGCUUCUGUGUUCCAGAAGUUUCAGGAUGAUAGAUGGGCUUUUCCCAGUGCACAGGCCAGGAAGACACACUGUAAAAGGAGUGACGCAGCCUAGUUUUCAAAACAAUGUCAUCUUGUAGUGUCGCAGUGCUUGGUGUGUGUGCGUUUGCGUACGUAUGAAUGUUGUGCAU
Messenger RNA from Amoebophrya sp. A120, 2413 nucleotides. The record is from the annotation of a GenBank genome assembly. Lineage: Eukaryota; Dinophyceae; Syndiniales; Amoebophryaceae.